Molecule: messenger RNA, 1897 nt
Organism: Arachis stenosperma
Lineage: Eukaryota; Viridiplantae; Streptophyta; Magnoliopsida; Fabales; Fabaceae
Product: pentatricopeptide repeat-containing protein At2g36240-like
Exons: 2
Coding region: 176-1072 (298 amino acids)
Molecular function (GO): protein binding
Source: RefSeq, a predicted model, not a curated record
CCUCCUCAACUUUCUCAAGACGCAUCUUUCCCCACCUUUCACCCCGGAAUCUCUCCUCCAUUUCCUCAAAUCCAAGCUCCAUCACCACCCUUCCUUUUCCCACUACGACUUUCACGUCUUCACCUGGGCCUCCUUCGUCGACUCUUUCCGCCACACCCACUCCACUUUCCAUUGGAUGGCCCAAACCCUAGCUCUCUCCCACCGCGUCCACCACCUCCGCGUCCUCCUCGAUUUCAUCGCCUCCAACCCUUGUCCCUGCUCCGACUUCAUCUUCUCCUGCCCCCACACCGAAUCCAUCUUCCGCUUCGCCAUCCACGCUUACUGCAAAGCCGGCAAAUUGGACGAAGCUGUCUCCUCGUUCCGUUCCAUGUGCAGGUUGAUCGACGGUAGGCCUAAUGUUGCAGUUUGUAAUAUCAUAAUUCAUGGAUUUGUGAAAUGGGGCAUGCUUGAUAGGGCUCUCGAGUUUUAUGAUGAGAUUGUUAGGGUUAGGGUUAGGCCUGAUCUGUUCACUUUUAACAUUUUGAUCAGUGGUUAUUGUAGGAAUUUGAAGUUUGGGUUGGCAUUGGAGAUGUUCAAGGAGAUGAGAAAGAUGGGGUGUGACCCAAAUGUGGUUACUUUCAACACUUUGAUUAAGGAGAUGUUUAGGGAGGGAAAGGUUGAAGAAGGGAUUGGGAUGGCUCAUGAGAUGAUUGACUUGGGUUGCGAGUUCUACAAUGUCACUUGUGAGAUUCUGGUUCACGGGCUUUCCGAGAAAGGAAAGGUUUCGCAGGCGUGUGAGCUGUUACUUGAUUUCUCCAGAAGGGGAGUUUUGCCUAAAGGGUAUGAUUAUUUUGAUUUGGUGGAUGCUCUGUGUGGGAAUGGAGAUGUUGAUAGAGCAUUGGGGCUAAUUUAUGAGUUGUGGGAGAAAGGAUGUGUGCCGAGCUUGAUUGCUUGCAUUGUGAUGAUUGAUGGGUUGAGAAGCUCAAAGAAGACUAAAGAAGCUUGGAGAUUGGUGGAAAAGAUGCUUAAAGAGGGUAUGAUACCAGAUGUUAUUACUUUCAAUUGUGUGCUUCAGGAUAUUUGCAAGGUGUGACAAACAGAGGAAGCAAAUAAAUUAAGAUUACUUGCUUUUAGCAAGGGUUUGGAACCGGAUGACGUGACAUAUAAAAUUUUGGUUAAUGGAUACACAGGAGAGGGCCAGAAAAUAGAGGGAGAGUCAGUGGUGAAUGAGAUGUUGGAUAGGGGAUUCAUACCUGAUCUUGCUUCAUAUAAUGAAUUGAUGAAUGCGCUAUCCACUUGUCAACGACACUCCACCCGCCAUCAGGCUAAUAAACUUGACCACACAUAAUACAAGUGUUCAAGGUUUAAUUAUAAUUGAAGCCUAGGAUAAGUGAUUUAUGGAUGAUUCAGAGCUCAAUAUGAAAAACCUUCAGAUGAUUAUAUUGUUAUUUCGGGGCUUACACUGCAAUGUCUAGUGCAUCCUCCAUACUGACUUCUUUCAAUGGAUAAGACCUGGGUGGGGUGAAAAUGUAGCUGGAUUCUGUAAGCUCCUUGAUCAGUCAUCUUCCGCUAAUAUGUUUUCAACAUUUUAUAUAUAGAAAGUUAGAAACAAAACAGAAAAAGUAUCGAGAUCUAUGUAUAGUUGUAUACUUCUAGAAUUUUGUUUGUUAAAAGUGUAGUCGCUUCAGUUUGUAUAGGGCACCUUCAAUGGCUUACAACAAAUGUAUCAAGUGAUAUAGGCAAGAGCCAAGGAAUGUCUUGGCAAUGUAAUUUUUGUUUCUACUUAAAACACCUAAUAUGUGCAUAUAUGCAUGUGUUUCCGACUGACAUUUUAGAUUGAUCAAGUUUUGCAAUUUUAUUUUAUAAAGCUCCUGAAGAAUGAUGCAUGAUGAAUCAAUUUAACUUUAUCUUAAACAAA